AUGUCGGGCUCUACAGCACCCCAAAUCGCGAGGUGUGUUCGCGACACGAUCGGAUCGCUUGACAAAAUCACGGACGUUUAUGAGGCAAUUGAUGAUGCCGAUGAUCUUCCACCAGCCUUCGAAGAGGUCUUUAAAGCGGUGUCUCCUGCGACGACGGCUUUGAAAAGCAUUAAGGCGUACCUUGCCAAGAAAAAGCCUGAAGGCGACAUGGAUGCCGAUAAAAACACAGCCCAGAAGGAAAAGGCUGCAGCUGAAAAGUUUCAAGCCGCCGCGGCGCACCUGUAUGACAUUUACGACAGAGUCGUGCCGGCUGGAGAUGGUCCACGGAUGGCGCGCUAUCGGUCAGCAGCGGGGAAAAGUGGCCGUAUUGAGGUACUUAUGAAGGGGAUUCUUGACGGUAUCCUCGUUCUCGCGAAGGAACCUAUAUUCAGCAAGGAUCAAAUCGCCGCUAUAAAGAAGGCGUUGGAAGAGGUACUCAAAAUACCGAAGUCCUUGACAGAUGAGACAGGUCAGGGAGUAUACAAUUAUGGAAGCGGCCCACAGACUGUCCAUUAUGGCCAAGGUGACCAGAAUAUUAACACCGGCCCAAGCCCUCAGUUGAAUGGGAAGUUUAUGAGAGAGAUCAACGUCAACCCUGUGAUGCCGAAGCCGGACACUUUAGACCAUAAAAGCCGGACACAUUAG
Molecule: messenger RNA, 684 nt
Organism: Neoarthrinium moseri
Lineage: Eukaryota; Fungi; Ascomycota; Sordariomycetes; Amphisphaeriales; Apiosporaceae
Exons: 1
Coding region: 1-684 (227 amino acids)
Source: RefSeq, a predicted model, not a curated record